Molecule: messenger RNA, 1313 nt
Organism: Mytilus trossulus (common blue mussel)
Lineage: Eukaryota; Metazoa; Mollusca; Bivalvia; Mytilida; Mytilidae
Exons: 4
Coding region: 1-573 (190 amino acids)
Source: RefSeq, a predicted model, not a curated record
AUGAAGUUAUGUUUCCUCAGAAUACUUUCACUGUCAAGCGACUGUCUUCAUGACACACUUGAUGACAGAGAAUGGAUAAAAAAAGAUUGUAAAGUGUAUCAAGCAAUUGAAAAGAUUGCAAAGGAAAGAACUUUAAUGAAGGAUAUUGGGAAACUGUCUCCUGCAGAAAAGACAUCAAGUUUGGAGUCCUACCAUAGAGUUGUGUGUUUCUUUGCACCAAAGUCUGUGCAUUUCAAGCAUGCAAAAAUCGAGGCAAGAAUCUACUUGGCAGCAAUGCAUUUUAAUGAAAAUUCUUCAAGACCUCAGGCAGUGACAUCAACUGGAACGGCACAAUUAAGAGUUUCCUAUCCAAAGGCUCGUAAAGGUAAAGGUGUUGCAAAGGAAGUUAAGGUUAAUGCAACGUAUGGUUAUGUUCAAGAACUAUUCCAGGAUCUGCUGUUCAGAAGGGAGCGUCUAAAGAGCUACAGUGAAGCAAUUGCAGAAAGAAGACGUGAUGAUAAAGUCCGACCUCUUCCUUUAUCACACAGUAAACCUCAUCCCCCCAAGGCAGACAUUUUUGAUAACCACAAAUGAAGAUUUAAUUUGGAAUAAACAUUAAUUUAUUUAUUUAUCAUACAUAAAAUUGAGAAUGGAAAUAGGGAAUGUGUCAGAGAAACAACAAUAUAUAUUUCAACUUAUUAAUAUUGAACUGACAAACUUCAAAACUUACUGAGCACAGGGAUAAAAAUACUUUUGAAAAAUUCAUUAAACUAUUUCAAAAUAUAAAUUUGUAAAAAUUUUCUAAAAAUUUAAAAAAACAAACAAGUCUUUAGUCUUAGAUGCAUGAUUUUUUUAUUUCUUGUUAGUGGCAUCUGAACUAGCCAUCAGAUAACUGUGAGUACUCUCAGAUCUGUUCAUUUUGUCUUUUUGUGUAGGAAUGUAUAAGUACCUGGCCACGUCCACUGGUAUUUUUGGCCUAUCUGAUGAGUUUAGCCUUUUACAACUGAUUUUUAUAGUUCGUUCUUAUGUUGUACUGUUAUACCACUGUCCCAGGUUAGGGGAGGGUUGGGAUCCCGCUAUCAUGUUUAACCCCACCACAUUAUCUAUGUUUGUGCCUGUCCCAAGUCAGGAGCUUGUACAACAGUCGUUUGUUUAUGUAUUACAUAUUUGUUUUUCGAUCAUUUUUUUACAUAAAUAAGGUCAUUAGUUUUCUCGUUUGAAUUAUUUUACAUUGUCUUAUCGGGGCCUUUUAUAUCCGACUAUGUGGUAUGGGCUUUGCUCAUUGUUGAAGGCUGUACGGUUACCCAUUGUUGUUAAUCUUUGUGUCAUUUUGG